AUGCUCAAGGUCAGCAGGUGGAAGUACGGUGAUUUCGCCUCGGCUGUGGAGGAUUUGCAAGAGCAGGACUCGCAGUUGACGGAAGAACUGCAGCGAGUUGCCGGCGAGGCAGAGGAGCUGCGAAAGAAAUCCGAGGAAGCCGUCUGGGAAGUCUCUGGAAGGCUCAUUGGCGCAGAGGAUGAUUUGGAAAGAGACGACCCAAGGCCGGAAGAGGAAGCAUCCACGGUUCGCUCUGCAGCUUCUGUUCGCCCGAAGCUGCAGGAUCUUGCCCAGUUCAGGUCGCGCCGUUUCGCAGAAGAAUUGGAGUUUGUCCAAUGCUUGGCAAAUCCCAGUUACGUGAUGUGGCUGGCCUCUCAGGGCUUUCUUGGCGAUACCGGCUUUGCCCACUUCCUCGACUACUUGUGCUACUGGAGACGGCCGCAGUAUGUGCGCUACGCCGGGUUCCUUAAUGGGGAUCCGAAAGAUCACCUACCCGGCGUCCCUGGCGAUGCUGGAUCUUCUGCGGGAUCCAGCAGUUCGAGGACGGCUCCAGCGAACAGACGCCGAGAGCUUCCUGAGCAGCAAUCUGCUGCAUGCCUGGGGGAAAGUCCAGGAGGUUCGGCUGGGCCCAGAAGCUGA
Messenger RNA from Symbiodinium sp. CCMP2456, 618 nucleotides. The record is from the annotation of a GenBank genome assembly. NCBI's taxonomy places the organism in Eukaryota, Dinophyceae, Suessiales, Symbiodiniaceae.